AUGGACCUAUACGCACAUUUUGAGGCAAAUGAUUUUCUUGAUUAUUUAAUUCCACCAGUGAAGAAAAAUAGUAACGUUGACAGAGAUCCCCUACUUCUCUUUGAACGAUACUCAUAUAGGAAAUAUCCGGGUUUUCCAAUUAGAAAACCAACGUUUAGAAAUAUACAUAAUACUAAAGCCGUUUCUUCGGUAUCGCAUACAUCAUUAUUUCUGAAGAAACCUACCAAAAGGUUUUUACAAGAACAGUGUUCUAUUUUGGAUGUGAUACCAUUAACCUUUUUAAAAAAUAAUAAAUCGGUUAAUACAACUCAAAGUAAAAUAUGCAAUCGACACAAAAGUAAAGAAGAAAAACCAGUUAUAAAGAUAACAGUCAUACAAAAACCGAUUAAGACGCAAACUGCGAAUGUUUUUAACAAACGCAUUUUUAAAAAAGAAAUUAUUAAAACUGUUUCUAAUCAAGAUAAUUCUAUAAAGAACAAAAACGUUUAUCUUGUGGUGUCCGGGAGAAAAAGAGAAAAAAUUUACGAAAUAAAAACAUCGGAGAGCGAAAAUUUGUCAAAUAGAUGGAGUCAUCCACUUAAACGCAAAUUUCCAGUAAAGCAAAGUUCGAAACAGGUCCUUGAUUCCAUGGAUAUGGACAGGAGGUACUUAAGAGGCAAGAAAAAAAAGGACGGAAAAUUAUUUGGUAAUCAGGAUGAUCUUAAACCAAAAUCUUCAGGGCAUAACAAUAUGCACAAAGAGUGCAAGUCUUCAAAAUUAAAUAUUGCGUCGCCUAAAAGUCGAGUAACUAUAUUUGGCCGAUUAGGGCUCACAGAUAACGAUCAAUAUGUAUUAAAUUGUGCUGCAACAGUGAACAAUAAGCCGAGUAAGUAUUCUUCAAGCGUUUUUCAUUAUCCAUAUAUAAACGACGCAAAUGGAAAUGAUCAAACUGACGAGUAUCAGAGUACAAAUCUUGAAAAAUACCGCUCUCCCAGAAUGGAAUCCCAGGGUAUCCAGGUAAACUUAUGCGCUUCGAAGAGUAAAACUAAAUCCAAAUACAUGAAAGAUCAAUAUAUCCAAUGUAUGUGCCAAAAUGCAGAUAUAAACAAAUCUGUUGAUGAAAAUGAAAAUAUUUUGACCCAAAGUCAGAAUCCAAUAGUUGUGAUUUCUGUGUAUCCUAAGUUUGAAAAGGGAGAUACUAAUUUAAGCCACACUGUUAAGGUUGAGCAACAACACGCGCCCUCCCCAAAGCAUGCUCUAUACAAAGAAACACAAGUCGGUACAUCUAAGAAGAGUGACGAAAGAAAUUUUAUUUCUAGAGAGGGGUAUCGGUCAAAGUCUCCAACUUCAUUUUUACAAGGAAAAUCGGAUUUUUACACAAAAAAUGAUAGAAAUCGUUUAAGAUCACCUAAUCGUGCUCCAAAUUAUUCUCCAAAUGUUACUCGUAAGUUCAAUAAUGAUGUAAACCAAAAAAUAUAUUCCAAACAAGACGUAGGAUAUGCAAAAAGUAAUUUUAAAAAUGAAAAUGGAUCCAGGCCAACAAGAAAGCCUUUUAGCAAUGAAACGAGAUCUGAAACGGAAACUUUAAAUGCAAGCCGAAAUUUAGCAAAGAAAGCUUUAGUGGACAGUUAUAUGAAUAAAUUACAUUCUGAAGAAGUUGUUAAAACUAUAACUCGUAAAAAUUUUCUUGUUCCUAAAGAUGAUGCUUCAAAAGUGACUAUAAAUAUAGAUGGGGAAACUGAACAAUAUGAUUUAAUAUUCGAACAGAAUAAUCAAAAUACUAAUUUAUCAGUCAAGAAGACUAUGAAGGAAUCCAGUAACAAAAGGAAAACGGAUAUGCGCGAUACAGCUUCACUAGAGAAUCUAUUAGAUUUUUCUCAAGAAUUAUUGCCUACUGAGAACUCAGUAUCAAAGCGAGGUAGUUUAAGCAGUGGUGGUAACAACUCAAAACCAGCUCCAUCUGCAAAUACUAAGCAACCUAGCAAUUCUACACAAUUUUCAAGUUCAAAAGCCCAUGCUAAACAUUAUCGAGGUGAUAAUUGUUUCAUACCAGAUCCCACUGAAAGAGAUAAAGAAAUUAGAGAAUUACUAGGUAUACUAACUGGGAAAAAAUGUCAAGCUGAAACAAAUUCAAAACAGCGGAUCCAGAAAUUUUUCAAAAAAAUCAAGAAUGUUAAGGUGGAUAAACCAAUUGAUGGUGAUAAUAAGAAACCUACCUGCAAGUCUUCAUUGCCACAUCUUGACGAUAACAGGCAAAAUGUUAGGCCACCGACUAAAACAGAAGAACAACAAGACGAUCGUUUCAAAUCUUUAAAUAAUGCGCAUGUUGAUUGCAAAUGUUUCCAUAAUCCUGCCCAAAGAAACCAAAAUGAGAUGCAGAAGGAAGACUAUGGUGAUCAUAAUAAAUUUCCAAAUAAUAAUCAAUAUAAUAUUCCAAUCGAACCUAAAAAGCCGCUUAUGUGUCCUCAUUGUAAGGAACCAAGAAAUCCCAAAAUCCUGAAUAAAACCCCUAAUGACGAGAAAACAAAUGAUGCGAGCUUGAUUUUAAAUCGAAACAUACAAAUAUUUUUAGAGGUGGAGCAGUUUAAAAAACAAAGACCCAUUGUAUUAACUAGAAAACAAUAUGAUAAGGUUAAAAAAGCAAUACAAAGCACUAUAUCUAAGAAGACUAGCAACGAGAAACGACGGAGCGCUUAUUACAAUAAUUACAGUAUAGUGUCUAUUGGUGAUGUAAAAAUCAGAUCCAAAUGCCAGCAACCAAUAUGUACAAACAAAGAGGUGCAAACAGAAUCUUUCGGAAAUAAUAGAAUUUGUUCAGAAUUAUUGUCUUCUCUUGAAAGCUUUGAAAGGCAUGAGGCAUCAUUAUUGUCUCAUAGUAUGUUAAGUUUCGAUAAAAACCAAGAAAUAGGAUGUCGACCAGAUAUUGGUGAAGAUCCUAAUAAUUUAAAAAUCGUCAACCAGCAUGCACUAACUCGUAAUGCGAUGUCAUCAUUAGAAGUGCGCUAUGCUAGUGUGGCCUUCAAGAAACAUGUUACAUACUCGUCUCCGUUAUGUAAUAAAGGUUUAGAGAGUUCACUGUUUUCAAGUUCUGCUCAAAAUCGUAGCGAUUCACUGCACACGAUCUUUAAAGGUUACAAGAAAUCAGCGACUCCAAACCUUGGAACAUCUGCAUUUUCAUUGUGUUCAGAUACCUAUAGUAGAUUAUCGGAUAAAAGUAAAGGAUCACAACAGACAAAAGAUCCAAAGUACAAAAAGCCGUUGCUUCAACGCCUCGUGUCAUGCCUCAUUAUGAGAUCGGCAAGAGUCUCGGAAGUGAAAGUUAGAAACACUCCUGAUAAGAAAGAACCAACGCUUAAUAGUUCUAUCGAUUCUUAUCAUUUUAGUUCUUCCUUAGCCGGUUUUGAAAUGCCAUCUUCUAUGUAUGACACAUCGAUAUCGUUUUACAGUAACCAUACAAUUAUGCCCGUAAAUAGAAUAAAGCGAGGAUUCUUUAGUUCAAUGAGAGGAUUUCUCACAAAUCGUCGAAAUUAACAAUGUAUUUAAACAU
Molecule: messenger RNA, 3526 nt
Organism: Zerene cesonia (dogface butterfly)
Lineage: Eukaryota; Metazoa; Arthropoda; Insecta; Lepidoptera; Pieridae
Exons: 10
Coding region: 1-3510 (1169 amino acids)
Source: RefSeq, a predicted model, not a curated record